UGACUAUCACAAGAAACAGAAUGCCCUCAGAGCGCUUCAAAAGAAAGCUCUGGACAAGAAUCCUGAUGAGUUCUACUUUAAAAUGAUACGUGCAAACCUCCAGGAUGGAGUUCAUAAAAUAAAGCAGCCGAAGGAUGAAGUGACUCCUGAACAGAUGAAAUUGAUGAGGACGCAGGAUAUUAAAUACGUGGAAAUGAAAAGAGUGGCAGAAGCCAAGAAAAUCGAGCGGCUGAAGUCGGAGCUCCAUCUUCUGGAUGCUGAGGGGAAGAGUCCCAACAAGCACGUGUUCUUCUUGGAUACCAAAAAAGAAGUUCAGGAGUUUGAUAUUGCAACUCAUCUGGAUACUGUUCCGGAGCUCGUCAACAGAGUGUACAACCGACCAACCAUUGCAACACUGCAGAAAGAGACACUGAAAGGAGCCACUGAUCCUGUCCACUUAAAGAAAUUAGCCCAGCAAAGGAAGAAUCAGUAUGACCUCCUGAAGCAGCGCAUUGAGAGGGAAAAGACCAUGUUUGUCGUCUCGCAGAAAAUCCAGACACGUAAAGAUCUUCUGGAUAAAACUCAUAAAGUGAAGGUGAAGAAAGAGACAACAAAUGGUCCAGCUAUAUACAAAUUCAAGUAUCAGCGGAAACGUUAGCCACGCCGUUAAGUAAUUGUUGCUGUCUUUGCUUAGAAAGAGGGAGGUUUCUCCUGAUGAAGGAGGGCUGGUACAGCAUAUCAGUUUGUUUUUCACUGCAGCCCAGCACUUUGUUAAAACAAAUUACUGUGGGCCUGCGCUAGCCAUAAAUAUAUUGUAUCUAAUUAAUUGAUUAAUAAAUCAGACAGUUUGUUCCCUUGGUAUUUACAG
This is a messenger RNA of Eurypyga helias (sunbittern), 847 nucleotides long. It is a transcript of the gene UTP11, whose product is annotated as UTP11-like, U3 small nucleolar ribonucleoprotein (yeast). The annotation marks the transcript as partial. Lineage: Eukaryota; Metazoa; Chordata; Aves; Eurypygiformes; Eurypygidae. Gene Ontology annotation, biological process: rRNA processing. The record is from RefSeq and is a predicted model, not a curated record. The transcript is spliced from 6 exons. Gene Ontology annotation, cellular component: small-subunit processome; nucleolus.